Molecule: messenger RNA, 814 nt
Organism: Bipolaris sorokiniana ND90Pr
Lineage: Eukaryota; Fungi; Ascomycota; Dothideomycetes; Pleosporales; Pleosporaceae
Exons: 2
Coding region: 45-515 (156 amino acids)
Biological process (GO): regulation of transcription by RNA polymerase II
Cellular component (GO): nucleus
Molecular function (GO): DNA-binding transcription factor activity, RNA polymerase II-specific; RNA polymerase II transcription regulatory region sequence-specific DNA binding
Source: RefSeq, a predicted model, not a curated record
UGCUGUCAGUUAUACCAGCAGCAGAGAUAGCUAAGACCCACACCAUGGAAGAAGUGAUCCGAGAGGCAGUUGGAUCUCGGCAAGAGAAAAAAAAAACUCUAAAAGAGCAUGCUAAUGCUUCGCCUCUCGGCAUGCGGAGUAAUAGUUUGAAUCAGCAUAACAUAAAAGGACCACAACUCAGAUGCCAAACCUGCACCAAGAAGUUUCUCACACAGGAUGCAGCAAAUGGCCACAUGACAUCCACUGGACACGGGAGCCCCAAUAUCCCUUGCAAGACGUGUGCCAAGAAAUUCUUCACCCAGGAUGCAGCAAACGGCCACAUGACAUCCACUGGACACGGGAGCCCCAACAUCCCUUGCAAGACGUGCGCCAAGAAAUUUUUCACCCAGGACGCAGCAAACGGCCACAUGACAUCCACUGGACAUGGGAGCCCCAAAAUCCCUUGCAAGACGUGCGCUAAGAAAUUUUUCACCCAGGACGCAGCAAAUGGCCAUAUGACAGCUGUUGGGCAUUAGGGUCUUAUUUGAUAUGCCCUGCAAAAUGUGUUUAUAAAAUUUUGGACCUAGACAGCAGUAAAUCAAUAUAUAGAAGACAAGACUCACCUACUAGUCUAGAGAUUAUCUUCACAAGGCCGGUUUCUCGCUGACAGGGAAUGGAAGUUGAUGGGUUGCAGAUAAUGAUGGCAUGUCACGCAAUAAUUGGCUAUGCAGUAAUUAAAGACCUUAUGUAUUAGUAUCGAUACGCUUAAGUCUUGAGCGUCAUGCAGUUGACAACUGCAGCUGCUUCUUGUCGCUCUGCUGUAGCUAACACCUAC